Molecule: messenger RNA, 2758 nt
Organism: Silurus meridionalis
Lineage: Eukaryota; Metazoa; Chordata; Actinopteri; Siluriformes; Siluridae
Gene: trim45
Product: tripartite motif containing 45
Exons: 6
Coding region: 138-1940 (600 amino acids)
Biological process (GO): positive regulation of DNA-templated transcription
Cellular component (GO): chromatin; nucleoplasm
Molecular function (GO): protein binding; ubiquitin-protein transferase activity; zinc ion binding
Source: RefSeq, a predicted model, not a curated record
UUGGAUUAAAACCGUUUACUUCUUUAUGGGGGGGUCAGAUGUAGGGUUGUGGAACUGAACUUGUUGUCAAAGGGUGUUUUUUGUGUGACCGAUCUGGCAACCCUGUGAGUAGGUAAAACUUUGCUGAGUGUAGAUUGAUGUGGAGUGUUUGUAGGACAGACUUUGUUGGUGUAAUAAUUAGUUUAAAAAAAGGUGAUUGGAGAAAAGAUUUUACGAUGUCGGCCAGUGUGAAAAAAGCUGCCCAUGAAGAGGUGAAAGACAUAGGAACGGACACCGAGUCGAACGGGAACGUGAGCAGCUCCAGGGCGUUUUGUCGCGUGUGUAAGCGCAUGUACCGCGAGCCCAAGCUGCUGUCCUGCUUGCACACGUUUUGCGCGGACUGUAUCCGGCAGCUGGAGGCGUUUUCCCCGCUGAGUGAAGCUCCGGCACGGGACCGGGACCGGGUGCGGGAGCGCGUGCUGUGUCCCGAGUGCGACAGUGUGGUGGAGCUGCCGCGGUCCGGCGUGGACGCACUCACCACGGACCACCUGGCACUGGACGAGGUGUUCAUGGAGACCCUGCUGCUGGAGAAGUGCGCCGUGUGCGACCUGUGCGGGGACGCCGAGGCCCGUCAGCGCUGUGCGGUCUGCAGCCUCAACCUGUGUGACUUCUGCAGCCAGGCGCACAGGAGACAAAAGAGGACUUCCAGUCAUGCCAUUCAAAGCUUGGAAGAGCUGAAGCGCCAGGGCCAUCUUUCCAGACCCGUGUUGUGUUCUCAGCACCCGGGCCAGGAGUUGCGUCUCUUCUGCGAGACAUGUGAUCUCACCAUUUGCAUGGAAUGUGCUGCUGCUUUUCACAAGGACCAUCGCUGCAGUCCCCUGCAUGAGGUCAUACAUCAGCACGGCGACCGUAUUCGAGAGCUGGUUUCCAGGAACCUGCGGCCUCGUCUUUUUCGUCUGGAGGAGGCAUUGAGGUGCGUGCAGGUUUCCCAGAAUGCUUUGCAGUCUCGGGCAGAGGCGAUGUCAAAUGAGAUCCAGGCCUUUGCACAAGCCUACACCAACGCUGUGCAAACUCACUGCCGUUCUCUUCUGCACUCUCUGGAGGAUCUGAGACUUCAAAGGCGCAAUCAGCUCCAGCUGCAAAAGGUGCAGUUGCAGCAGGCAUUGUGUGAUAUCCGUGGCAGUGUGGACUUUGCUGAACGCUUGCUUACGUGUGGCUCGGAGGCAGAGAUCCUCAGUGUAAAGGGAGUAACCACAAGGCGGUUAAUGAGCCUGAUCGAAUUGGGGUAUGACCCACACUUGACCAGUGUCAGCCAUGACAUUGGUGGCAGUAUCUGUUUCUUACCACAGGAACUUGCAGGUGACGUGGACGGAUUUCCAAUGGUAGGAGUUCUGCAGGCCAAGACCGUAGAUCCCAGCAAGUGCUCCAUUCAAGGAGAAGGUGUCCAACAAUGUAUUGAGGGCCAAAAGCGUGAGUUCACACUAGUCUGCAGGGACUCUGCGGGGGAACUGAUGGCCAAAGGAGGAGACUCUGUGUUAGUCAGUAUUAUCCACACAGAAAAGAAAGAGUGCAAAGUGGAGACAGCAGUGAUUGAUAAUAAUGAUGGGUCGUAUACAGUCUCCUACACGCCCAGGGAACCUGGAUCCUACUCUGUGUGGGUUUGUGUCAAAGCACAGCAUGUUAAGGGUUCGCCUUUUGGGCUGACUGUGAAGAGAAAAAUUCAGCGACACCGUGGAAUCUUCCACUGCUGCUCUUUCUGCUCUAGUGGUGGCGCCAAAGAGGCACGAUGUGGCUGUCCUGGGACCAUGCCAGGAGGGUUCCAGGGCUGUGGUCAUGGCCACAAAGACCACCCAGGGAAGCCACACUGGUCCUGUUGUGGUAGUGUGAAGGAGAGCUCAGAGUGUUUGCGCAGUCUGGAGUCAGGCUCUCAGCAAGGACAUGUCCGAACUGUGGAACUCUGAAAGAACAACCACACACAAAAAUGCACAAUUAUGUCGUUCUAAAAUGCUAUAUGGUGCUUUAAAACCUGAAAAUGUCUUGGUAUAUAUAUUUUUAGACAUGUCACCAGCAGGCCUGUCCGUGAUGCAGUUGAUCUCUGUAAAGCUGGAUUAUCCCCCUCUUUUGUUCACUUUUUUUUAACGACUUUUUUUUUUUAUUUCAACUCUACAAGCAUGAACCAGUUACACACAGAUAUUUAAAAAGCUUGAACAAAGUGCUGCACAAGUUUAACAAAUCCUUGUCGAUUUUUAAGUUUGUGUUCAUGCAUUUUAUAUUUGUACUUUUUUUAACCAAAUACCUCGUAUGGAGAGAUAUAGUGAUAACGUAUAACAAAUAAUUAAUUUCUGGUUUCAAAUGUGAAUAUAUGUAAUGCUGCUGUGUGUAAUAAAGGGGCAUUGAAAAAGUAGGACAUAUCUUGUGCAGCAAUGGUGAGCAGCGUGCAUUAGGAAUUUGGCUUGAAUAUUCGGUCCCUUUGUGUAUUCUGUGAAAGUACAAGUUGCAUUUAACAAGAGUUGGAAAGAGCUUUUGUAAAAUAGCUAGCUAAGAGGCUUUAUUUUCUUGGCCUGGCCACCCAAUAAUACAGCAUGUGAAGCUGUGUUCGGUGUUGAUCUACUCGACACUGGCCACGUCGACAAAAUGAAAACAUCCAUAAGAACUUUUGGUGCUACUCUUAUCAACAUCACUGUAUUCUUGAUAUUUUAUUUCAUAACCGAAUGCCUGAUGUGUUUAUUUAACUAAUAUUGUAAUGAAUUAAAAUAGACUUGGUGUCACAUAAAACCAA